Dalotia coriaria is the source of this 1286-nucleotide messenger RNA. Its product is annotated as gustatory receptor for sugar taste 43a-like. Gene Ontology annotation, biological process: sensory perception of taste; male courtship behavior; chemosensory behavior. Bases 81 to 1208 code for a protein of 375 amino acids. Lineage: Eukaryota; Metazoa; Arthropoda; Insecta; Coleoptera; Staphylinidae. The record is from RefSeq and is a predicted model, not a curated record. Gene Ontology annotation, cellular component: axon; dendrite; neuronal cell body. The transcript is spliced from 4 exons.
UUCCAAGCGAUAACCACAUAAGUUCUUAUUUUAAAGAAUCAUUUCGUUUGAUUUUCAUCCUUUCACGUUUUCUUGGCUUAAUGCCCUUCUAUUACUUCCAAGACAAAGUAAAAUACGUCUACACAUUCAAAUUCUCCCCAUUCUACGCCUUUCUAAGCCUUGGAAUGACUCUAGCCUUAUCUGCACUACUCUGGUACAGUAUGAUACAAGAUAUAAUCGAUCCCAGUCGAUUUGUGAAGUCAAUCGACAAGUACAUGGCUGUUUCCGACGCUGGAUUGGUUAGCGCAUGCCUCAUAACCUCAACAGCAGCAACUAUUAUCCUCCGAAGGACAAUCCUACAAUAUAUAAACCAUUUAAUACUGGUUGAUGACAUGUUACAACUCACAGAUGCAACCAAACCAAAACGUCACACUUUAUUAAUGAUUCUCAUCACGACUUGUACAAUGUCGUUCAUGGCUGGUUACGCAUUCUAUGUUUUUAGUUAUGUGACUCCACAAGUAACACAUUAUAAGUUACAAUAUAUCAGUUUUGUGCCGUAUUUUAUUUCGUAUUAUAUUCUGUUGAUUGUAAGUGUUUUAUACUGGAGUGUCUCGGAUGGUUUGACACGACGUUUACGUGCGUUGAAGAAUCAGAUGACGCCAUUGUUGCAAACGCAGGAUGAAUAUCCUGUGAUGGUGAAGAGAGGUGAGCAUUUGAUGGAUGAAAGAAAAUGGCGGCUUGAAGCGUUGGAUGUGCAGCACAUGGUGGAUUUAAUGCAGUUGUAUGAACAUCUUAUUGAAGCUUUGGCGUUGUUUAACAAGUUAUUUGGACCUACAAUAUUAAUGUUAUUGGUUAAUAUAUUGAUUAAUAUGAUUCUGCGGCCGUAUUUUGUGUUUUUUCACAUGUUGGGUAAUUCUAUGUUUGUUAUUUUGUUCCUGCACUUCUCCUGGUUGUUAUUUCAUAUUUCACGGUUGAUAUUAAUCGUGGAACCCGCGCAGAAGUUGACUGAUGAGCUGGAGGAUAUUCGUAUGGUUGUUAGGAAGCUGUUGUCGGGCAUAUCCAACAAAGAUUCUGACCAAGAAGUUGAAAUCUUUGCAAAAAAGAUUAUGUUGUUGUCUUCAGCUGCGUUUAGUCCUUGUGGGAUGUUUUGUGUCACACGAGGUGUUUAUAGUAGUGUUUUGGGCACGGUUAUAACCUAUUUGGUCAUUGUGAUUAACUUUUAUAAGUGAAAUCUUAUGAAGGAAGCGAUACUUACUAUAAUUUAAGUUUUAUUGUUGAUAUUGUUAUUGAAAUUCAAUGCAGAUUGU